This is a messenger RNA of Brugia malayi, 1629 nucleotides long. RefSeq lists its product as uncharacterized. Gene Ontology annotation, molecular function: ATP binding; ATP hydrolysis activity; proton-transporting ATP synthase activity, rotational mechanism. The coding region runs from base 1 to 1629 and encodes 542 amino acids. NCBI's taxonomy places the organism in Eukaryota, Metazoa, Nematoda, Chromadorea, Rhabditida, Onchocercidae. The transcript is spliced from 9 exons. The record is from RefSeq and is a predicted model, not a curated record. Gene Ontology annotation, biological process: proton motive force-driven mitochondrial ATP synthesis; proton transmembrane transport.
AUGGCUUCACGGAUUCUGACGAAUUUUAGCCGGUCUGUUUCGCGUUUGCUGUGCGAUCCAAAGAUAUUAAGGAGUGUGGCUACUCGAACAUAUGGUUCGUCAGUUAAAAUACUAGAAAGAACACUGAUUCCGGUUAACUGCCGAAAGGAUUUACAUUCAUCUACGUCAGUAUUAGCUACGGCAGAUGCUGCUAAAAAGGUUGUAUCUCCACCGGUGAAGCCGACUGUAAAAGGUUCGAAGGGACGUAUAGUAGCGGUAAUUGGUGCCGUAGUGGAUGUGCAAUUUGAUGAAGGUUUACCGCCAAUUCUGAAUGGACUUGAAGUAUCUGGGCGUAAACCACGUCUUAUCUUGGAAGUUUCGCAACAUCUCGGCGACAAUGUAGUACGAACAAUAGCUAUGGACGGUACAGAAGGACUUGUUCGUGGGGAUGAAGUCAUAGAUACUGGCGAUCCGAUCAAAAUUCCAGUUGGACCAGAAACUCUUGGUCGUAUCAUGAACGUUAUUGGUGAACCAAUUGAUGAGCGAGGUCCUAUCAAUUCCAAACAUUUUUCUCCAAUUCAUGCUGAAGCACCAGAAUUUGUCGAUAUGAGCGUGGAACAAGAAAUUCUUGUGACUGGAAUUAAAGUUGUUGACUUGCUCGCGCCGUAUGCAAAGGGUGGUAAAAUUGGAUUAUUUGGCGGAGCCGGUGUGGGAAAAACUGUGUUGAUUAUGGAACUGAUCAAUAAUGUCGCUAAAGCGCACGGUGGUUAUUCAGUAUUUGCGGGUGUUGGUGAACGUACUCGAGAGGGUAAUGAUUUGUAUCACGAAAUGAUUGAAGGUGGAGUCAUCGAUUUGAAAGGCAAAAAUUCGAAAGUAUCACUUGUAUAUGGCCAAAUGAAUGAACCGCCGGGAGCACGAGCACGGGUUUGUUUAACUGGUUUGACAGUUGCUGAAUAUUUUCGUGAUCAAGAAGGACAGGAUGUACUGCUUUUCAUUGACAAUAUUUUCCGAUUUACACAAGCUGGUUCCGAAGUAUCAGCGCUGCUUGGGCGCAUUCCAUCAGCUGUAGGUUAUCAACCAACUUUAGCAACAGAUAUGGGUGGCAUGCAGGAGCGAAUCACCACAACCAAAAAGGGUUCAAUUACAUCAGUACAAGCGAUUUAUGUACCUGCUGAUGAUUUAACAGAUCCAGCUCCAGCAACCACAUUUGCUCAUUUAGAUGCUACAACUGUAUUAUCCCGAGGUAUUGCUGAACUGGCUAUUUAUCCUGCCGUAGACCCGCUUGAUUCAACAUCUCGCAUCAUGGAUCCUAAUAUUGUUGGGCAGAAACAUUAUGAUAUUGCUCGCGGUGAUUACAAGUCGUUGCAAGAUAUUAUUGCCAUUCUUGGCAUGGAUGAAUUGUCAGAAGAAGAUAAAUUGGUGGUGUCAAGAGCCCGGAAGAUUCAGAAGUUUUUGUCUCAGCCAUUCCAGGUUGCGGAAGUUUUCACCGGACACAAAGGGAAAUUUGUAACUCUCGAAGAAACAAUCAGAGGGUUUGAACUUAUUUUAAAAGGUGAGAUGGAUCAUUUGCCAGAAGUGGCAUUUUAUAUGCAAGGUGGAAUCGAUGAUGUAGUUGUAAAAGCUGAAGAAUUAGCUAAGCAGUCUGGUUGA